AUGAGCCACCUAUCUCCCAUCGCCACUCGUGGCACGCUGGCAGAAAACACAGAAGAUCACGCCUCUUUUGCAUCAGGAACUACAUACUAUUCUUCUUGGUCAGUCCUUCCUAGGUCGCAGCUUUCAGAUGUACAUCAAAAACGCCGCCGUUGCUUCGAAGAGAUGUUCGAGAAAUGCAGACAGCGCGACACCAUCUGCUGUUGUCAGCUCGAAAUCUACCCCGGCUUCGAAUGGACCUGUAUGGACCCCAGCCGCGACAACUACCAUAUAUUGAAGAAACUUCUACGACAGAAUGACCUUACUCGCAAUUCCUAUCUGAGGUGGAGUAGACAGGAUCUCACAACAGCCCUAGCCGCAAGACGCAUCGCAAUUCCAGACCCGGACAACAACAUCAGAGAGGUCUAUCGCCAUGCACUCGAGAUUGCAGACACCGCGCGUCAGUUCCCUUUCAUGAAGCUACCAAAAGACGUUCGCAUGGUCGUCUACGACUACGCUCUGACAUAUGAGAUGGUGCAGACAUCUCGCCCUCCUCUCCUGUCCGUGUGCCAUCAGAUCAGAGAAGAAGGAAGUCCUACCUUCUUCCGCGUCAAUGAAUUCAACAUACGCUGGGAGCGCUCAAGCAGUAAGGACUCUUUUCAACCCAAGAUCCGUCGUGACACUCUACAGUGGCUCGACAUGAUUGGCCCCAGCCAGGUCAAGAAUUUACGUCACCUUCUGCUGCAGAACAAAGCUCCUGCUCAGCCUUACCGUGUCGACCUCUCGUGCGGUGACACUAGCACGUGGAGUGUCGCAGUUCGUGGCCAUGAUCACAGUCUCCCAUCAUGCCCUCGGAAAGAGUUCCAGACUCGUGGAGCUAUCCUCGCUGACAUGAGAAAAGUCGGUGCUGCAUGGCUUCUCCCCUCCCUAACCUCACUUCGAAUGACGAAGUUAAUCAAGUCGAUGGAAGAAGCGAUUCAGAGAACACAAAAGGGUAUGGAUCUUUUCGCUGAUCAAUGCGGCCAUGGCAAGAGCGUCAAGCCGAGCAUCAAGGGCAUCGAGAUGGUCGUCCGAGCAUUCGCAGCUAUGAUGGACAGCGACGGAUUUGAUUAG
Molecule: messenger RNA, 1089 nt
Organism: Aureobasidium pullulans EXF-150
Lineage: Eukaryota; Fungi; Ascomycota; Dothideomycetes; Dothideales; Saccotheciaceae
Exons: 2
Coding region: 1-1089 (362 amino acids)
Source: RefSeq, a predicted model, not a curated record